AGGUUGGUAGGGAGGAACCAGAGCUGUCCCAGCAGUCUACAUAAAGGAAGACCAAGCAGGUUUUCCCCAUUGACUUCCAAUAUUCUGUCACAUCAAGGAAGGCUUUGCCUAAAAGAAAGGACAGCCCCACAUCCUAGCCCCAAAUGUACGUCUUCACUGUUAUCCUGUGUGUGUUCUGCACAGUCACUAAUGCGGCUUCCAUUUCUUCAGGAACUUGCUCUGUCCCCAGCGAUCAGCAAUGGUUGGUUAGAGGCAUCCAGACUCAGCUGGAAAAUUGGGCCAGCCUGCAAAGCAAACCUGAUCCCAGUGUCCUGAUGGCUUUGAACCUGGCUGAGGGCGACAGUCGUAGUGCGAUAAAGAAACUGGUGUGGUUGAUAAAAGAAACAGCCGGAACAGAGAUGACCUCUGGCAAAGUGGCCCUUAAUGUCCUAGCUCUUCGGUCCUCCUGUCAGGAUCCCACUGAUGUCUGCACACCAGAAGAUAAUGUCAAUCUGGUCCAAAUCCUUGAGAAGAAAACAAAGGAAGAGAUUCAGAAUAUUGAUACUAGUGGGACGCCCAAGACAACCUACUACCAAUUGGCUCUAGAUACUUUGGCUCUGUGUGUGGAAAGAAGUCCAGAACUUGGAACGGCUGCCAUCUACCUUGCCCAGGCAGCCCUGGAUGAUAAAUUCAAAUUCCAGGGUCGUUUCUCUGUAGAUACUGGUGCCAUGGCAAGUCUGGCACUGUUCUCCGUGUAUGAGGGAUCUCAGCAGAGCAACCUUAAACAAACCAUACAAGAUGCCUUGGCCCGGAUCACAAAGCAAAUCCUUAAUGAAGAGCAGGACAGCGGCAUCCUUGGAAACAUCUAUAGCACUGGCCUCGCCAUGCAGGCUCUUAACGUCACUUCUGAGUUCCAAUCUGCUGGUGAAUGGAACUGCCCAAAGACCCUCAAAGAAGUGCUGCGGGAGGUCACUGAGGGAGCCUUUAGCAGUCCAGCUGCUGCUGCUCAGAUCCUGCCUUCUCUGGUGGGCAAAACCUACUUGGAUGUGAGGGGCAUCACCUGUACCUCUCAGACUGUAACAGUGCAUUAUACUGUAAUCAAUGAGCUAAAAGAACCUCAUUUCACGUAUUCCGUAACUGUGCAAGUGCCAAAGGAUUCUGUGCUGCUCGCUGUCUUGGAAGCUGCUAAACAGGCUAAUGCAAGUGAAUUCAGCUUUGAAACAGAGGAGACAUCUUGGGGCCCCAUGGUCACCUCUAUCCACGGCCUCCAAGCCAGCACCAAUGAAAAGACCUACUGGCAGUUCCUCCGUGGCAAAACACCCCUUGAACAAGGUGUUGGCAGCUACAAGCCAAGAGAUGGUGAGCAAAUUGUGGCCAUCUUCAGUAGAUACUGAACCAUCACCUAUAAUAUAGGACUAAGAUUCAAACCUGUAUGUAUCAGAGGAUCUCCCUUUCAGCCAAAAAGUUAUGCCAGCUUAUGCUGUGAUAUAUACAGCCAAGCCUUCUGCAUGGUAUUUGAUAUGUUGCAGUUCUAGCAAGAUGACAAUAAAAAUACUGAUUUGA
Molecule: messenger RNA, 1542 nt
Organism: Candoia aspera
Lineage: Eukaryota; Metazoa; Chordata; Lepidosauria; Squamata; Candoiidae
Product: cobalamin binding intrinsic factor-like
Exons: 9
Coding region: 144-1373 (409 amino acids)
Biological process (GO): cobalamin transport
Molecular function (GO): cobalamin binding
Source: RefSeq, a predicted model, not a curated record